UUCCUCCUCCUAGCUUCAUUACUUCACAAACCAGCAAGAAAACAUAAUAAAGAAAAUGAUAAAAAUGGUGUUAAGGUUUGUGGUAAUGGUGAUAGUGUUUGCACAAAUCUUAGCUCCAAUUGCUGAAGCUGCUCAGGGAAGAGCCGUCUUUUACGACCCUCCCUACACUAGGUCUGCUUGUUAUGGAAAUCAAUAUGAAACAAUGGUGACUGGAGUCAGGAACAAUCUGUGGCAAGGAAGCCGAGCUUGUGGUCGGAGGUACAGGGUUCGAUGCAUUGGUCCUACUUACAACUUUCGGGGAGCGUGCACGGGACGUAGCGUAGUCGUCAAGGUUGUUGAUUUAUGCCGGGAGCCUUGCAAUGGCGACCUUAAUCUCUCUCGUGACGCUUUUAGAGUCAUUGCUAAUACUGAUGCCGGCAACGUCCGCGUCGAAUAUAUUCCGAUAUGAAAUUGAAUACACUAAAUAAGCAAAUAAAGUGAGGAGUUAACUUCACGGUGUACUAUUCCAAUAAAUCGAAUGGAACAUGUAUAAUCUUGCUUAAUGUUUGUUAUAUGUGUGGAUGGUCCUUUGUGAUGAAAUAAUUGUAUUUCAAAUAAGAUUUUUUUUUUCCACACCAAAUAAGAAUUUUAGUGUUUAUAUUUUUACAAGUAUCUUAUAUAUAAAAACAAAAAUAAUGACUUCAUUUCAUGUGUGAUAUUUAAAAAAAAUGAAUCUUUCCUAGAAAGUUAUGUUUUAUUUAUUAUUAGUGGUAUUCCGGCUGUACGCGCCGGAUUCGUAUGUUUUAUUAGUUAAUGAGUUCAAAAUUAUUUGUAACCCUGAAAUUAUCAGUAUCUAUGGAUAAAUUUU
Molecule: messenger RNA, 847 nt
Organism: Eruca vesicaria subsp. sativa (arugula)
Lineage: Eukaryota; Viridiplantae; Streptophyta; Magnoliopsida; Brassicales; Brassicaceae
Source: the annotation of a GenBank genome assembly